GUGCUGCCGCUUCCCGCGCGGUGCACGCCGGGAUAGAUCCGGUUCCGUGAGGGGAGCGCGCGGUGCCUGCUGGGAUAGAUCCGGGUUUCCCGCCCGUCGCAUCCGGUCCCCGCCGCCGCCUCCGCUCCAGGCUCGGUCUCUGCCGCCGUAUUCGCUCAAGGCUCCUUCCCCGCCGGUGUUUCUGUCCCAGGCCGCGGCCCCCACUCUCCGCCCGCCGACAUGGCGAUGCAAGCAGCCAAACGAGCCAACAUCCGGCUCCCUCCGGAGGUCAACCGGAUCCUGUACAUCAGGAACCUGCCGUACAAAAUCACGGCCGAGGAGAUGUACGACAUUUUUGGGAAGUAUGGGCCCAUCCGGCAGAUCAGAGUUGGGAACACCCCAGAGACCAGAGGAACAGCCUACGUGGUGUACGAGGACAUCUUCGAUGCCAAGAACGCCUGUGACCACCUGUCAGGGUUCAACGUGUGCAACAGAUACCUCGUGGUGCUCUACUACAACGCCAACAGGGCAUUCCAGAAGAUGGACACAAAGAAGAAAGAGGAACAGCUUAAGCUUCUCAAGGAAAAAUAUGGAAUUAACACAGACCCACCAAAAUAAACUGAUCUUUUCUGGAAAACUUUUGAAGCCCUGCCGACAAGUUCUUGGCCUAAACAUAGGAAUUCUUAACAACGUGUAAUUUUUUCUCUUAUAAAGUUGAUAAACUGCAAUACGAGUCUUUAUAUCUUCAGAUUAGGAUUAAAUGAAGGUAGAACACAGGGAGAUGUGCUUUAAGAUUAAAUCCCCCACGGUGCCUGGCUUCUCUGUGCUGAGGGUGACCUGGUGAAGGCUGCAUUGACCUGUUUCUGGCAGGAGCUUUCAAGGAGGACUGAGCAGAUUCUGUGACUGAACAAAGCAAGCCCAAGCCUGUGUUUGUAACAAAGUUUCUUUCUCAAACUGUAGAAGAUGAAUGGCUUUUUAAAGGAUCAGCUGAUAAGGGGACUCCAGUCCAAUACCUUGUUCCAGUGGUGGUGCCAGCUCAGAUCAGCUGCAGUGAAACAACCCAGCUCUCACACUACAAAAGAAAAGAGUAUGGGGGCUUUGUUGUGUGUCCCAGGUUUGGAUGGAGGAUUUGGUGUGAAGAACACAUGACCAAAAUGAGACAGUACAUGAAGGCUUUCAUUUUGGUACCUGUUGUGUGAUUGUUUUCUACUUGGCAUAGUUAGACUGUAACACAUUUUCUGUACAGACAUCCUUAGGUGUAGCAUCUGCUGGAGGAAAAACAAAUUUACUUUUUUUGGGCUCUUUUUUUUAGUACACGUGUCCUGUGUAUAAAAAUGAGUGUGAUGCAGAGUGUGUAUAACCAGUAUCUUUUGGAAGUGGGGCAGAAUAACCUCUGCCUGUGUUCUGAACCAGCUGGAAGCUGUGUGAAUGUGGGUCCUGCCUUGGGAGGAUUUACUUGCAUGGCUGUGAUGUUCCAUUCCCUGACUAGACAACUUCCAGCCAGUGCAGAAGCAGGGCAGAUAACAAUAUACUUUGCCUGGGAUUUGUAAUUCAGUGUUGUUUUUCAGUGCAUUGUGUUACGGAGGAAUGCUUCCAUUUUCUGAAGUUACUUUUUUGUUGGAAUCUGUCACUUCAGGAACAACACUGUGUCCAUUUGGUGAAAAAAUAAAUGUCUGUAUAUUUUGGUUUUUUCCCCA
Prinia subflava (tawny-flanked prinia) is the source of this 1676-nucleotide messenger RNA. It is a transcript of the gene SF3B6, whose product is annotated as splicing factor 3b subunit 6. Gene Ontology annotation, cellular component: cytoplasm; nucleus. Gene Ontology annotation, molecular function: mRNA binding. The transcript is spliced from 4 exons. Bases 220 to 597 code for a protein of 125 amino acids. The record is from RefSeq and is a predicted model, not a curated record. NCBI's taxonomy places the organism in Eukaryota, Metazoa, Chordata, Aves, Passeriformes, Cisticolidae.